AAUUAUAACGUUGAUGUUUAUAUUACUAUGUCCUUUGCUUAAGAAUUUCCUUUAGAGAUUUAAACGAAAUAUAUUUGAUGUCCUAACAUGCACAUACGUGUUUUAAAAAUCAAGUGUAGCACGGCGUUUUGGCUAAAUGCACACUUCCGGUAUCGUGGUUCUUUUCCGCAGCGAAGAGUUUAUCUGGCUAGUUAGCACUUUAGCAUGCUAACCCAGCAGUUUCCUUCUCCAUCAGCGCAUUCCGACUCUCUCUGCCCACUUAUUCCUCACGCAUACUCUCAUACCACUCUGAAUGCUCGUAGAGUGCUGUACACAUGUAGAAGGCUAAUUAAAGCAUCCAUACAAGCCCAUUUUAAUAAUAUUUUAAGGCUCUCAAUUAGCAUAGCUUAACCACUCGUACGCGUUUGAUUUUUUUAGCGUUAGCCGCUGGGUGCAACUUGCAGCUUUAAUCAAAAUGUAGUUUGAUUUUAUACAGGCGUAAAAAAGCGAAAUUUAGCCGUAAAUUUAAAGGUACAAACUCUUUCAGUGGUUCCGAUGUGUCCUGAGUUUCAGCAUGAUCAUUUGCUUAGCUGGUUAUGAGAGUAAAGUUGCAGAACUGUUGAAUUUGAUGGCAAGUUAUCUGGUUUUCUCUCAUGUUAACUUCAGACUUACUAUGAAGCAUAUAAACUUAAAAGAGAGCCCAGAUAAUGGUUAUAAGCAGUCCAUUUUGCUAAAUGUGGCAGCCAGUUUGCAGGCAACAUAACAUCUAGUGUUUAUUUGGGUUGGGAUCUGAGAUCUUUGUAUAUGCGGGGUGUUUACCAUAGAUGUCUUCAGCAUUUACUGAUGGUGUAGUGCCACUACCACCGCGUACUAUUGGUAGAUUGAGUUUAAAACCUGUCCGUGAAUGUCCCACCAGUGAAUCUCUCCUCUCCAGGAUUUUGAUUAUUAACGAUCAAAAGGACAGUAUGGCCACCACUGUCGCAGUCAGCCCCAGUGAAUAUCUUCAGCCCUCCACUACCACUUCUCAAGAUUCACAGCCCUCCCCACUGGCCCUUCUGGCAGCUACCUGCAGUAAGAUCGGGCCUCCUGCUGCCCAAGCCCCAGUCAGCACACCACCGGCUCAGCCAACCACACGCCGUCUGCACCCCAUCAAGCCUGCCCCUAUUGCUCCAGCUCCACCCAAAAACCUUGGGUUUCUCUCAACAAAAGGGAAUGUUAUCCAACUGCCUGCAGGCCUUGGUUCCUCAGGGGCCAGUCCCAUUGUCUUCACAAUUCAGAGUCCUUCACGCCAAGCGGGCACAUCCACACCCAACAUCCAGUACCAGGUGAUUCCUCAGUUCCAGGGAUCUCAGACCAUUCAGAUGGUGCCUCAGGGAGGACAGAUCCAGAUCAUCCCUGGAACCAACCAGGCCAUUUUCACCUCACCUGUCACAGUUCAGUCUGCCACACCUGCCCCACCACCUUUGGCUCCAGCGCCGGUUCCCCCGCAGAAGACAGUGGCGAUCAAGCCAUCCUCACUAAAGCAUCGACAGAAUAAUGCCAAUGCUAAUGUUGUACGACUUCCUAGUGGACUCACACUGCCUCUCAACAUUACCACAGGUGAUGUGGGAGGAGGUCAGGUUGUCACAGAGACUGCUGCUGCUCCAGUGAAGGGCAAGAGGGGAAGGAAGAGGCAGGUGGCUGUAGCCCCACCAACCCCUGCCCCUCAACCAGCCUCACCACCACCUGUGGCUGAGCAGGUGGAGGCGUUGCUAAUAGAGACCACAGCUGAUAAUAUUAUUCAGGCAGGGAAUAAUCUCCUGAUCGUGCAGAGUCCAGGGGGGAAUCAGCCGGCUGUGGUGCAGCAGGUGCAGUUGGUUCAGCAGAAAUCAGAUCAGCAGGUCGUUCAGAUCCCCCCGCAGGCUUUAAAAGUUGUACAGGCUGCCUCUGCCACACUUCCCCCUGUACCACAGAGACAGACAGUCCAGCCCAGUGUGCAGGUUACACCCUCAGAACCCACCCAGGUGCUGAUUAAAACAGCCUCAGGUGAAUGGCAGGCUGUACAGCUACAGGAGACCACAGUUACUACACCGACCACACCCACCAGCACACCAGCAGUGGUCUCUAAAAAGGCUCAAACAGGGACACGUAAAGAGAGGACUCUCCCUAAGAUUGCCCCGGCUGGAGGGGGUCUGAUAACACUGAAUGCAGCCCAGCUAGCAUCUGCUGCUCAGGCUGUUCAGACCAUCAGUAUUAAUGGUGUGCAGGUGCAGGGUGUUCCUGUAACUAUCACCAACGCGGGGGGCCAGCAGCAUCUCACAGUGCAGGCGGUUCCAGGUGGGGGUCUACAGCUGGGCAGUACCCAAACGCAGACCAUGCAUGUGGAGCAAACGCAGACACUCGCACUGGAAUUGCAGAGUCAGCCAGGAGAGAAAAAACGACGCAUGGCCUGCACCUGCCCAAACUGCAAAGAUGCAGAAAAGAGGCCAGGAGAGGUGGGGAAAAGAAAACACAUCUGCCACAUAGCAGGCUGUGAAAAAACCUUUCAAAAGACGUCCCUACUGCGGGCGCAUGUCCGGCUGCACACAGGUGAGAGACCAUUCGUGUGCAGCUGGGUCUUCUGCGGAAAACGAUUCACACGCAGUGACGAACUGCAAAGACACGCCAGGACACACACAGGAGACAAACGUUUUGAGUGCAAUAAGUGUCAAAAACGUUUUAUGCGGAGUGACCACCUCACAAAGCAUUACAAAACGCACAUCAACACAAAGACUCUGUAAACAGCUCCUUUCAGAUGGUUGCAAGAACAUUGGGAGGGAAACAUUCUUCCCAGGGGCUUGAAAGAAGGGAGAAAAUAAAGAGGUCAACCCCCUUUCAUGUGUACGAUGUGCCCCUGUAAAGUCACCUGUUAAUACUAGCCAUUUCCGGUUAGACUUUACUCUUGCUGUCUCCUUUUUUAACUUACCCUCAUUGUCAGAGGAAGGCUGGCCGGCUGCACAAGUGUGGCCCUCACCUGAGAAACAAAGAACAUGGAGACCAUUCGUGUCUUGGUUGAGUGGAAAGGAAGUCUAUCUCAGUUCGAACUACAGCAUCGAUGAACACUCCAGCCAAAAAAGUUCCUAUCCCCUCUUAUUUCCAAAUUUUCACCUGUAUAUUUUUGGUUAUUUUAGCUAUCAUGCCCCCUCAGUGGUUUCUGGACUUUAUUGUGUAAAUGUUUGUUUUCAUACAUACAAACCUACAUUUGUACAUACUUGGGCAAAUUUGAAUACAAACGUAACGCUGUGGACAACUCUUUAACCCAUUUGAAGUAAUUUCAGUUGUUGAAUGACUUAUGGCUGAUUUAGACUUUUAAACAGAAGCCUGAAAGUUAUGAAACUUGGUUUCAUAUAACCUUGGUUGAUUAUUUUUUAAAUAUUUGGGGUGGUUUACAUUUCCAUGGUUUGACAAUCGUAUCUAGUCUGCAGAGGAGAUAAGGUAAAUAUAAUUGGACUUGCUGCAGGUGUAAAGGUGGUAACCCUCUUUUAUUAAGUUUGAAAUAAGGAAUAAUUUAUAUUUAAAAAAACAUGUCUGAUUUUUAAAGAUUGCAUGCAUGUCCAUGCAAAAAUGUAGAUAAACAAGAACUCAUGUUUGUGUUCUAUUGUGUUCUGAAUUCAUGAAGCAGGAAGAAAUGUCUAUGGUGAUAAUAAUCUGAUCGGUUAUGAAUAUAUACAUGUUUUUAUUUAAACUAAAGUACAGUUAAACAAGUCUCAAACUAAUGGUUAGUGAAAGUCAGUCAUUCCAUUUAAUUUCAGCUAUGUUUUUGUCCAAGCUCUCUAAAAGAGGCCUUAAUAGGAAAAAAAAUGUCUGUGCUCAUGUAUGUUUGUAUAGUGUCUGAAUUCGUACUGUUGUUUUUGGGCAUAAAAUGUAGGAUAAUUGUUACACAUGUGUAUUGGCUUGUGCUGCCAAUCAUGAAAGAUGUAGACUGUGUACAGUGUAAACGAGAAGGAAAUACAUUGUAUAGUUUCAUUCCUAUAAUACGCAAGACUAAUAGAUUACCCUUUUUAUUGACUAAAAGUUGCCUUAGUCUGUUGCACCCAUAUUUAAAGAGAAUUGUCUUUUUCCAGGGAACUGCGUUUGUAGAACUGCUUUAUUUUUUGUCUAACUUAUGAAGUGGUAAGAAAUGCCAAUUUAUGUGCACUGACCAAAUUCAGGGUUUUCACUGAGUGGAUAAGUUAAUUAUUUGGUUUAUAUGCCUACAUUUGAUUUGACAGAUUUAAAGGAGUCCUUUUAUCUUUCCAUGAUAUACCCCACUUUUAAGGAUCCCUGGCUUUGAAAAUUGGUAGGUAAACCUGUGUUUGUAUAACUUGUAUUGAGGAGCUUAGACAGAGACAUUGCUCUCUUUUUCUACAGUCAGACCACCUCUCCAGCUCACAUAAUAAAGCAUAACACAAUACA
Messenger RNA from Myxocyprinus asiaticus (Chinese sucker), 4392 nucleotides. RefSeq names its product transcription factor Sp2-like. Gene Ontology annotation, molecular function: RNA polymerase II cis-regulatory region sequence-specific DNA binding; DNA-binding transcription factor activity, RNA polymerase II-specific. The record is from RefSeq and is a predicted model, not a curated record. The coding region runs from base 804 to 2738 and encodes 644 amino acids. Gene Ontology annotation, biological process: regulation of transcription by RNA polymerase II. NCBI's taxonomy places the organism in Eukaryota, Metazoa, Chordata, Actinopteri, Cypriniformes, Catostomidae. The transcript is spliced from 8 exons.